Messenger RNA from Phalaenopsis equestris, 2022 nucleotides. RefSeq names its product protein ROOT PRIMORDIUM DEFECTIVE 1. The record is from RefSeq and is a predicted model, not a curated record. Gene Ontology annotation, molecular function: RNA binding. Bases 593 to 1954 code for a protein of 453 amino acids. Lineage: Eukaryota; Viridiplantae; Streptophyta; Magnoliopsida; Asparagales; Orchidaceae. The transcript is spliced from 2 exons.
UCUCUCCCUUCCCCCUCCUGGCCUCGCCUGCGUCCCCAGUCCCUAAACCCUAGCGAUUCAGUCUCAAUUGGAGCUAACUGAGAAGGCAACAGCGGGAUCGCGGUGUACGGAGACCCAAAACUCCCAUGUUUUUUCUCCUUCGGCACUGCUCCUACCCGAAACAAUGGAGGCAGAUGGAGGAAGGUAAAUUCAUGUCUUCCUUUUCGCGCGAAUCGCCCGUUCCGAAUUUACUAAAUCCGCCGAUUCACAGCCCUAUUGCGACCGCCUCCACCCGCAUCGUCAAGGUCUAUCGCGGGUACGCGCCGCCAAACUUCUGACGCCUGACGCUCGACACAGAGUGGCUGAGCUUGGUUUUAGGCGGAGGAGGUGAACGUCACCGUGAGUGUAUGUGUUAUGACAUUGAACGGAGACCGGGAAACCGCAGGCUAGUUUGGCGAGCGCUUGGCGUGACGAGGUCGACGCCGAACGGGGAACGGGAGGCCAGAUGCCGAAUGGUUGAGCGGAGUGCCGCCUGGUCGGCGUCGAAGGUUUGAAGGCUCAGAUUCAUGAUUUAGCACCUUUGAACAGCCGAAUUGCCAGUUACUUCUAGGUGAUGGCGAUCAGAUGUUUUUUAAGUGUUACAGGCAUGAGUAAUGGAAUCGCAAAAGGCCUUCCAAGUCAGUUUCCUUUCACAACUGAAGUUGUUGAUGCAUUAUUAGGAUGCCAUUUCAACUCCUCACAAAGGAGAUUGAUGAGCAAAAGCAGGAGGGUUCAGGACAGAAGUAAGAAUAAAAGGAUUCAUGACCUAGAAAUUGCUACAGAAAGGUGGAAGGUAGCAUCAAAGAUUUUGUUUAUUAUGGAUGUAAUAAAGAAAGAACCGGAACAAAUCAUUCCUUUGAAGAACUUAGAACAAUUCAGACAACAGAUAAAUCUUAGCAAACCUCAUAGGGUUUGUGAUUUUGUUCGAAAAUCUCCAAAACUCUUUGACUUAUAUAAGGAUUAUAGGGGAGUUGUGUGGUGUGGAUUUGCAAAGCAAUUGGAAAACCUUGUUGAAGAAGAAGGUCGGCUCAUUGAAGAGAACACGGAGACAGCAGUCGAGCACAUUACGAGACUGUUGAUGAUGUCUUUGGAAAAAAGGCUUCUUUUAGAUAAAAUUGCUCAUUUUAGAAGAGAUUUUGGAUUUCCUUUUGAUUUUCGAAAAAAUUGGAUUCAUAUGUUCCCUGAACAUUUCAAAGUUGUAAAAAUUGAUGGUUUAGAGUAUUUAGAAUUGAAUUCGUGGAAUCCUUCUUGGGCAAUUACAGAGCUCGAAAAGAAGGCCUUGCCAGAAAACUUGUCUGUGUUGCCAUCACCAGGAAUUCUUUGCCUUCCUUUCCCAAUGAAAUUCCCUCCCAAUUUUAAGAAGGUUUUUAGAAUUGGAGGAAAAAUUGAGCAUUUUCAGAAAAGACCAUACCUUUCUCCAUAUUCUGAUCCCAAUGGCCUUAUUCCUGGGUCACAAGAAUUUAAUAAAAGGGCAGUUGCAGUAAUGCAUGAGAUUUUGAGCUUCACCAUUGAGAAAAGACUUGUAACCGAUCACCUCACACAUUUCAGGUGGGAAUUUGUGAUGCCCCAAAAAUUGAUGAGGCUUCUCUUGAAGCACUUUGGGAUCUUUUACGUUUCUGAAAGGGGGAAAAGGUUCAGCGUAUUUUUGACCGAAGCUUACGAAGGUUCGCAGUUGAUCCGGCAAUCUCCUCUUGCUCUUUGGAAAGAAAAGAUUGUGAGUCUGACUGGAUACAGAGGGAGGAAGAGGGGAGUGAAAAAUUUUGAUGAAUCUCUUGAUUAUGAUGAAGGUGAUUUGUUUGAUGGGGAACUUGAUGAUCAAGACACCUUUUCUAAUUUUGAAGAUGAGGAAAGCUUAGAUACCAUCAAGGAGCCUGGUCUUGUGGAUGAUUCUGAGAUGGAUGUGAGAGAUUUGUAUGAUACAUAUGGGGUCUCCUAAUCUAUUUUAGAUUGGUGGUCCUUGUUUGUUACUCUUUUUCUCUUUGAUUAUUAAAUAUCCUGUUUUGG